Molecule: messenger RNA, 1683 nt
Organism: Pyrus x bretschneideri (Chinese white pear)
Lineage: Eukaryota; Viridiplantae; Streptophyta; Magnoliopsida; Rosales; Rosaceae
Exons: 3
Coding region: 588-1550 (320 amino acids)
Source: RefSeq, a predicted model, not a curated record
CAUUGGAAAUAAUGAUCGAUCCAAUCGUCAGCUCCCUUGAAGCUGAAUACACUUUUAUUGAACUAAAAAAAAGUUAGAAAGGCAUCAACUAGCUAAGAUUCUGUGCAUGCCUUGUUUUAAAGAAAUGCAAAGACAGAAAUUAAGCAAGAUAUAAGGGUUAGGAUGUUAGACAAACUAAAGAAAAUUCUGGAUUUUUGUAGAUUGACCAAGCCUACAAGAAACCUGUAAAUGAUCAAGCUACAUAUUUUAUAUGCCUAUGACAGAGCCAAAAACCUAGAAAAGCAGCUAGCUGACUGAUUAUCACAUGGAUUCCAACGGUGAAUAUGAGUCAGAAGCAAAGACCAUGUCGAGCAAGAUCUUCUCUUCGUCGGCCAAGAUCUUUUGUUGUAGAAUCUUCUGAUUCUGAGCCCGAGGGGAGGUCCCAACCUAGACCAGCUACAUCAACACAUCCUUCUCCCAAAGUACAAGGCCCUUCUUAGGCCACUGGUGAGGGCUCGAGCAGGUUUUCUCAGCCUGUUGCUGAAUCCUCUCAUUCUGUUCCUACUGAGGUUGCCACUGCUGCUGCUGCUUCUGGUGGCGCUGGCGUGAUGCCUUCUCUUAUGGCUUCUCUUCCAGCCACGACCUCUUUGCCUGAACUAGUUAGAGAGUUCGGGCAAAUUAGGAUGAAGUUACGAUCCCCAAGGCGUCCUUCUGAGCCUCAACAUCUUCAAGAUCAGCGCAGGAUCUUCAAAGAAUUUAUGCAGAAGGACUUUUCUGCCUCAUUUAGCCUUAAGGCUCUUCAAGAUGCUGAGAGAGCUCUCACUGAAUUAUACCAAACCCAGCAGAUGACUAAGGUGCAAUAUGAGUCCUUCAUUUCCUUCUUUGAAAAUCUAAGGGCCUUGAGGGAUCAACAUCUUAAAGCCGAAAGGCAAGCCAACAGGGUGAGAUGCUACAAGGAGAAGCACACUCGGACCUCCACUAAUCUGCAGCAGCUGGUGGAGGAGGGCUUGGCCAUGAAGGAUUGGAUAAUAGUGAUAGCUGCCGAGAUCCAGAAACUGGAGGAACAACUUUAUGAUCUGAAGGCUGAGCAGAUUACUCUCUCAAGCAAGCUAUACAAGAAGAUCGAGAAAGUGAACAUUAUACGUUCUUACGAGGAUUUUAUGCCUUAUUGCAAGUUCCUAAAAGAGGAACGAUUCGACAUUUACCAGAUACCUCUCCAUGGUUUCAAGAUGGAACAAUUCAAGCUAUUCUUGAACGACAACAAGGGAUCAAUAAAGAUUGAAGGCCAACGUCCUAAGUGUGGAAGUAGAUGGAGCCGCUUCCGCCAAAAAUUCAAACUUCCUUGCAAUGUUUAUAACACUAGGGAUAUUCAUGCAAGUUUUGGCAAUGGUGUCCUUACCAUAAGACUGCCAAAAAGGGAACCAUUGAUGAUUUCCAAUUCCGACGACAAGUCUGAGCUAUUUGUAUACAACGGUAAGCUUUUCGGGCUGAAAAUCAGCAAAAGAGGAAUCCUCGGAUCAAUUGCACUUGUUGCUGUGGGCGUGGCUGUUGGAGGUUAUGUAAUCCUGUAACACUUGCCAUCUACGCAUGUUGCUGAGAAGCAUUAAUUAAAAGUCACUUGUAAUUUGAAUUUGUUCUAGGGUGUGUUAAGAUUGAACUUACUCAUGUGUAUACAAAUGAGCUCAUUCCUAUUCUUCUCUUUUA